Cinclus cinclus is the source of this 4512-nucleotide messenger RNA. RefSeq names its product zinc finger protein 608 (gene ZNF608). The transcript is spliced from 8 exons. The record is from RefSeq and is a predicted model, not a curated record. Bases 1 to 4512 code for a protein of 1503 amino acids. Gene Ontology annotation, cellular component: nucleus. Gene Ontology annotation, biological process: regulation of transcription by RNA polymerase II. Lineage: Eukaryota; Metazoa; Chordata; Aves; Passeriformes; Cinclidae.
AUGUCAUUGAACACUUCCACUGCAGGAAAAGGUGUGGAUCCAAACGCAGUUGACACUUACGACAGUGGCGAUGAUUGGGAAAUCGGUGUUGGGAAUUUAAUAAUUGAUUUGGACGCCGAUUUAGAGAAAGACAGACAGAAAUUUGAGAUGAAUAAUUCUAAUACCACCAGCAGCAGCAACACCAGCUCCAAGGAUUGCGGGGGUCUGGCUUCCAGUGGGGCUAAUGCUACCUCAGCCUUAGCUGAUGGCCUAAAAUUUGCUUCUGUUCAGCCCUCUGCUCCCCAGGGGAAUUCCUCUCACAAAGAGACUAGCAAAUCAAAAGUGAAAAGGAGUAAAACUUCUAAGGAUGCUAAUAAAUCUCUGCCUUCUGCUGCCUUGUAUGGGAUUCCUGAGAUCAGCAGUGCUGGCAAAAGGCAGGAAGUCCAAGGGCGCCCUGGAGAGGCAACUGGCAUGAAUUCAGCACUGGGUCAAAGUGUGAGCAGUAACCCAAACGGCAAUAAUAACAACACCAGCAGCACCACCACCGUUGCCUCGUGUGGGAAAAACAAAGAGGAGAAACCAGGUAAAGCCUCAGGAAGCCGAGGCUCCAAGCGGGAUAAGGAUGCAGGAAAAUCCAGGAAGGAGAAGCAGCAUGACCUGCAGCAGGGCCACCCCAAUGGCAGUGGGGGUGGCAAUAGCCAAAUUCCCUCUGGGCACCUCUAUGGCUUCGGGGCCAAGGGAGGCAGUGGUGGAAGCAGCAGCCCCUUCCAUUGCACCACUUCUGCUGUGGGGGAGGUGAGCAAAAGCACCCCGGAUUCAGGGUUAAUGGGGAACUCUGUUUUGGUAAAGAAGGAAGAGGAGGAGGAGGAGAGCCACAGGCGAAUCAAGAAAUUGAAAACAGAAAAGGUUGAUCCCCUGUUUACAGUGCCUGCACCUCCACCUCCGAUUUCCAGCAGUAUCACACCUCAGAUUCUGCCCUCCUACUUUUCCCCAUCUUCAUCCAAUAUUGCAGCACCAGUCGAGCAGCUUUUGGUACGGACACGUUCAGUGGGUGUAAAUACUUGCGAGGUCGGAGUAGUAACAGAACCCGAAUGCCUUGGACCCUGUGAGCCUGGGACCAGCGUGAACUUGGAAGGAAUUGUGUGGCAUGAAACUGAAGAAGGUGUCCUGGUGGUAAACGUUACAUGGAGGAACAAAACUUACGUGGGAACACUGUUGGACUGCACAAAGCAUGACUGGGCCCCUCCUAGGUUUUGUGAAUCACCAACAAGUGACCUGGAAAUGCGCGGAGGACGGGGCAGGGGAAAGCGGGCAAGGUCCGCUGCAGCUGCGGCUGUUCCUGGGAAUGAUGCGAGUUUUGCAGAGUCCAGAGGACUUCAAAAUAAAAAUCGAGGCGGUGCCAAUGGGAAGGGGAGGAGAGGCAGCCUUAACUCAAGUGGGCGCAGAACACCCCCAAACUGUGCCAUGGAUGAAGUCAAAGCCAGCCCCUCAUCCACAAACAAGAGGAAAACUAAGCCUCCUAUGGAGCUGGAUUUGAACUCCAGUUCAGAGGACAAUAAGUCUGGAAAACGCAUUCGUACUAACUCUAGAAGCACUCCCACUACCCCACAGGGGAAAUCUGAGACUACUUUUUUGGACCAAGGAUGCUCUUCUCCAGUGCUGAUUGACUGUCCUCAUCCUAACUGCAACAAGAAGUACAAGCACAUUAAUGGAUUACGUUACCAUCAGGCUCAUGCACACUUAGACCCAGAAAACAAACUGGAGUUUGAGCCUGACAGUGAAGACAAAAUUUCAGACUGUGAGGAAGCACUGAGUAAUGUGGCACUUGAAUGCAGUGAGCAAAGCACAAAUUUGCCAGGCUUUGAUCCACUAAAAGCACCGACAUCUCCUUCCUCCAUUGCUACCCCAGGGACCCCCAAGGGAAAGCGGGAACUGACCAGCAAUGGCUCUGGUUCAGUUAUCAGUUCCAAAACUGGCAAGAAUUCUGGCAAAAAGAAGGGUCUGAACAGUGAAUUGAACAGCCUUCCAGUAAUUUCUAACAUGGCAGCCACUCUGGAUAAUUGCUCAGUAGCAGAUGGCAAUUUGCAAACCGAAAUGCCGAAAUUGGAGGCUGAAGGGUUAAUUGACAAGAAGAGUUUGGGUGAUAAAGGCAAGAAAUCGAACAAUUGCAAAGUGGAUAAAAAUCUUUCCAAGCUGAAAACAGCCAGGCCCAUUGCCCCAGCGCCAGCCCCAACUCCUCCCCAGUUAAUAGCUAUACCUACUACAGCCUUUACAACCACCACUACAGGGACAAUUCCAGGAUUGCCCUCUCUAACAACUACUAUUGUUCAGGCUACACCAAAGAGCCCUCCACUGAAACCCAUUCAACCAAAGCCCACAAUUAUGGGAGAGCCAAGCACUGUAAACCCAGCUCUCACAUCACUCAAAGACAAAAAGAAAAAGGAGAAGCGAAAGCUGAAGGACAAAGAAAGCAAAGAGACGGGCAGCCCCAAGAUGGAUUCUAAGCUGGGGAAGCUGGAGGAUUCAAAAGGGUCUGGAAAAGAUUUAUCUGGACAUUUUUUAAAGGACCAUCUCAACAAGAAUGAAGUGCUAGCUAAUGGACUGUCAGAGUCUCAAGAGAGCAGGAUGGCAAGCAUUAAGGCUGAAGCUGAUAAAGUUUACACAUUCACAGACAAUGCGCCCAGCCCUUCCAUAGGGAGUGCCUCCAGGAUGGAAUGCAGCACUUUGGUGAAUGGACAAUCUGCCAUGGCCCCACUGCAUGUGUUGACGCAGAAUGGCGCAGACAGCACGGCUGCUAAAACCAACAGCCCUGCUUACUCAGAUAUUUCUGAUGCAGCUGAUGAUGGUGGCUCUGACAGCAGGUCAGAGGGCAUGAGGUCAAAGGCCAGCUCUCCAUCAGAUAUUAUUUCUAAUAAAGAUGGUGUUGUAAAAGGACAUUCUUCGACCACAGCACAAUCAGCUCAAGCAAAAGAGUCUCAUUCUCCCUAUUACCAUGGCUACGAUCCUUACUAUUCCCCAAGUUACUUGCACUCUGGACAGGUCAGUGCCCCAGCAGCUGGGAACAGCAGUACCCCACAGGGGCUGAAGAUUAAAAAAGAGGCUGAGGAAGAUGCUGAAAAGAAAGAGAAGGCAGAAUUGUCAGAUGCCAAGAAAAGCGAAAGCACUUCCUCUAAUUUGCAGCCGCAGCAUCAGUCAGUAAUAACUCAAAGACACCCUGCACUUGCUCAGUCACUUUAUUAUGGACAGUAUGCCUAUGGGCUCUAUAUGGACCAAAAGUCCUUAAUGGCCUCCAACCCUGCUUACAGGCAGCAGUAUGAAAAAUACUAUGAGGACCAGAGACUAGCAGAACAGAAAAUGGCACAAAGUGGCAGGGACUGUGAAAGGAAGAAUGACCCCCCCUUGAAGGAGAUUGGGAAGGAUGACAACAAGCAGAAGAAUAUUCCAUCUGCCACUAUUUCAAAGGCCCCUUCAACUCCAGAGUCCAGCAAAAAUAACACUAAAAUAGGGUCAUCAGUUCCUAACAAAGGUGAGGAGACAAGCAAAUCACAGAUCCUUUCCAAUCACCAGCAGCAGCUUCAGUCUGACACUUUCAAAGCCAAACAAAUGGAAAACCACCAGCUUAUAAAGGAGGCUGUGGAGAUGAAAUCUGUUAUGGACUCAAUGAAGCAAACAGGAGUAGAUCCAACCACAAGAUUUAAACAGGAUCCAGAUUCACGAACGUGGCAUCAUUAUGUCUACCAGCCCAAAUACCUUGAGCAGCAAAAAUCAGAAGAACUUGAUCGUGAGAAAAAGUUAAAAGAAGACAGUCCUAGAAAAACACCUAACAAGGAAAGUUCCCUGCCUAACCUUCCUGUCUCAUUAGCAAGCAUUAAAGAGGAGCCUAAGGAGGUCAAGCGUUCUGAUUCUCAAUCAGUGGAUGAGAGCAAGAUAAAAAACGAUGAUCAAAAGACUCCUGUAAAUUGGAAGGACUCUCGGGGUGCUAGAGUAGCAGUUUCCUCACCAAUGAGCCAGCAUCAGUCAUACAUCCAGUACUUGCAUGCUUAUCCGUAUCCGCAGAUGUACGAUCCCAACCAUCCAGCCUAUCGCGCAGUCUCUCCUGUCCUAAUGCACAGCUAUCCUGGGGCCUAUCUCUCUCCAGGAUUUCAUUAUCCAGUUUAUGGAAAGAUGUCAGGGAGAGAAGAGGCAGAGAAGGUCAAUACCAGCCCAAGCAUCAAUGCAAAAUCAACCACUGAGUCCAAAGCACUGGAUUUGCUCCAGCAGCAUGCCAACCAGUACCGCAGCAAGUCACCUGUUCCUGUGGAAAAAUCACCAGCUGAGCGUGAACGGGAAGCAGAGAGAGAACGAGACCGCCAUUCUCCUUUCAGCCAGCGGCAUCUCCACACACACCACCACACACAUGUUGGAAUGGGCUACCCCCUUAUACCUGGGCAGUAUGACCCAUUUCAAGGAUUGACCUCUGCUGCCCUUGUUGCCACUCAGCAGGUGGCUGCACAGGCAUCUGCAUCUGGUAUGUUUCCUGCACAAAGAAGGUAA